CAGCAGCAUGAGGAGGCGGUAUAGGGGCCCAUGGCAGAUUAGGGGCCUGGCAGCAGCUAUGGGAGGCCCGUAAUCUGCCAGCACCCUAUGUCAAAAAAUGAACACACACCAGCAGUGUGAGGAGACCUGAAAGUGGCACAUGGCAGAGUGUGGCGAUGGAGACAGCAGCAAAUGGGAGGCCGUACAGGGACCCAUGAGAGACUGUGGACCUGGCAGCAGCAUGGCAGAGUGUGGCGAUGGAGACAGCAGCAAUGGGAGGCCGUACAGGGACCCAUGAGAGACUGUGGACCUGGCAGCAGCAUGA
Molecule: messenger RNA, 304 nt
Organism: Staurois parvus
Lineage: Eukaryota; Metazoa; Chordata; Amphibia; Anura; Ranidae
Source: the annotation of a GenBank genome assembly